Molecule: messenger RNA, 432 nt
Organism: Juglans microcarpa x Juglans regia
Lineage: Eukaryota; Viridiplantae; Streptophyta; Magnoliopsida; Fagales; Juglandaceae
Product: mitochondrial import receptor subunit TOM5 homolog
Exons: 2
Coding region: 130-294 (54 amino acids)
Cellular component (GO): mitochondrion; mitochondrial outer membrane translocase complex
Source: RefSeq, a predicted model, not a curated record
UCCAGCACCCUUAAGCUACAAAGAGAAAUCCCUCGCUCUUUUCAUCUCGCGUUGUAAAGGCAUAAACCCUCGCGCGCGCUCUCUCUCUCGUCUAAAACUCAGAACCCAAAAACCCUAACCCUAAACUCAAUGGCGGACUCUGUAGUUUCGGUUGAGAAGCUGAAAGCUUUCGUGCAUUCUCAGUACUAUGAUGAGGAGAAGUGGGCCCUCAACUCGAAAUUGCUGCGUGCUGUUGGGCUUUUUGCAGGAUCAAUUUUCCUGAUGCGGAACUAUGGUGAUCUUAUGGCAAUAUGAGGGCGUAUGUAGGGCUGAUAGCAAGCUCAUAUUUUCUGAUGAACUAAGUUGUUGGCGGUUCUUUUAUUAGUACUUAAUACCUUUUGACUGGAGAGUCGUUUCAAUUGAACAAUAAUAAGCUUCCCUGUUUUGCAGUUA